Exaiptasia diaphana is the source of this 450-nucleotide messenger RNA. Its product is annotated as tRNA-splicing endonuclease subunit SEN15-like. Gene Ontology annotation, biological process: tRNA splicing, via endonucleolytic cleavage and ligation. NCBI's taxonomy places the organism in Eukaryota, Metazoa, Cnidaria, Anthozoa, Actiniaria, Aiptasiidae. The transcript has a single exon. Gene Ontology annotation, molecular function: nucleic acid binding. The record is from RefSeq and is a predicted model, not a curated record. Bases 1 to 450 code for a protein of 149 amino acids.
AUGACUUCUAGAAGCAAUUGGUUCAAUGAACAUCCGAAGUUUCAACAAAUUUUAUCCAACGGAUUCGACAAAUACAAUCCAUCUUCAUCGAGAACCGCCAUGUUGGUUUAUCUUGAGCUGUGUGAACGCAAGCAUUGGUUUGAAGUCGAAAUUCACCCUUGUGACUCAUUAAAACGCGUCUUYAUUACUGGCAAACCUCGCAAGAAAGCAAAGAAGGAGGCUGUUGUACCUGUUUGUGUUGAAACAGAGUUCAGUGUUGACGAUUUACGGAGUAUUGUCAGCGAGAUUUCGACAUGCUGCAAGGAACUCGACCUCGACUUGUCUGGUAAUCCAGGAGUAAUUCUAGGCAUUUGUGAAUCAGAUUCAAGUAUUGUUUAUUAUAAAGUCUAUCAAGGACUUGAACAACCUGGGCAACUAAUGUUAGGUGAAUUAGAACAAGAGGAAAAAUAA